AUGGACCAACCGGCACCCCCGUCCCAGCAGCAGCUCCCACCUCACACGCAUCCCCGGCCAGCACGCUCCAAAAGCGGCUGCCUGACGUGCCGGAAGCGCAAGGUGAGGUGCGACGAGCUGCGGCCGCGCUGCUCCCACUGCACGCGGCUCAAUCUGCAAUGCAAGUGGCGACCCCCGUACAGCACGCCGACCCAGUGGAGGUUCGUCGUCGGCGAGCCGGACGUCCUCAAGGCCUCGUCCGCGGGCUCUGCGUCUGGCACGCCCUCAGCCCAGCAGCAGCAGCAUCAGCAGCAUCAAGAGCAGCUGCCGCAGCCGCCGCAGCGUCUCCCGGUCCGGUCUCCCGCCGACGAUGCCACCAACAUCUCGGAUGAGCCGUGGCUGCAGAAUCCGGGCGCCGUGGACCAGCUUUUCGACUACGCGAGUUUCAUGUGGGAGCCGACAGGGGAGUCUGUUCCGUAUGACAAUCCAGAGCCGAGUCAUCAGAAUGCAGCGUCGAUGAGCCGCGCAAUUGACCUGUGGCCGGGUGUCAACACUAGGGGGGUUGCAUCCAACCCGAGAUCUCCAGCUGGGGGACAAUCAAACAGUCUAUCUUUGAUACCGCAGCAGGGGGCCAUCGCAAAUGGGUCGAACCAGCUGGCCACCCUGACAGAACGUCCAGCACACACGGAGGACCACGACCUCAUCAACUUCUUCAUCGGGACCAUCGUCCCGCCCAUCCUGGCCGAGGUCGAGUCGGAGCGGCGAUGGUCCUCGAUGCGCCAGAUGCUAAUCUCCAUGUCUAACAACUCCACCAUGGUCCGGUCCGCCAUACUCGCCUUCUCGAGCCUCAUGUUCCAGCGCCAGGAGAACCCCUGGGGGCGCUCUCCGCAGCACUACUACGAGACGGCUCUGGCCGAGGUCGCUUCCCUGGACCCGACAUCCAUCGUCUCGGACUCCCGCCGGCGCCAAGUCUACCUCGCCUCGCUGUUCUUCUUAUGCUACGUUGAUAUUCUGGAGGACCGGAUGAACAAUGCCCAUGAUCACCUCAAACGCGCCUACGGGAUUUUCCAGCAGGUUGAAAAGCAAAAGUUUGGAGCCGUGGAGAUUAGACUUCUCUCCUGGAUCAGACUCCUCGAUGCAAGGGCGGUGUCGGCCGGAGGGGAGGGUCUCUUCCUGUCCUCGAACAGUGAACUCCUGAUCGUCCACCCAUCUCCAGCCAUUGCCUCGGAGACGGAGACCGUCGCGGAGGGAGUCGCGGAGGAAGUCAAGGAGUGGGACGUGGAGGACUCUCUUUUCCAGGUGCUAUACUCCCCUGGUGUCAUCUUCUUCCAGAAGGUGCAAAGCUACAUGGGUCGCAUCUCCAUGAUUGACCCCUGGCACCGUUCUCGAGGCACUGUGGAGGACGAGGUCGAGGUCAUGCGGAUCGCGGCCCAGAUAAUGAAGGAUCUGAGAACACUUUACGACGAACGGCCUACGUUAAUGGACCUCGCCAUCAAAGGCGACCUCAAACCGCCGCAUAUCUCAGCCAGCCUGGCAAUUCCCAUCACACGUGCAUUCAGGACCUACCUGUCGAACUACUAUGCCAGCAAGGUUCAUCUACAUCGCGUGGCGUUCAAGCACCUACCGCUAUCGAAGGAGACAGCAGAAGCGAUGGAGAAGAUCCGGAUUCUCACAAGACUCCUCGUCGAUACCCUCGAGCCCGACGCCGCUCUCCCGGUCAGCCAACUCUGGCCGCUGUUGAUGCUCGGCUCAGAGGAGGAGGAUCUCUCGGAGAGGGCGUGGAUCAAGGAGCAGAUUCUGCGUAUGGCCAAGGUCGCUACCAACGCCAGCAUCACGGCGCAUGUGCUGGAUGAGGUGCAGAAUCGGCAGGAUGCGUCGAAGGCUCGGGCUGAUAUACGCUCCGUGAUGCAUGAUAUUUUCGAUUCGUGUUUUGCGAUAAUGUAA
Clonostachys byssicola is the source of this 1923-nucleotide messenger RNA. NCBI's taxonomy places the organism in Eukaryota, Fungi, Ascomycota, Sordariomycetes, Hypocreales, Bionectriaceae. The record is from the annotation of a GenBank genome assembly.